AUGAGACUCUCGCAUGUCGUCAGUGGGGCUGGUGGCUUCCUGGGCUUGUAUCAGGACUUGGCAGAGAUCUAUCGCGCAGCUGACCCUGCAAAUGGAGGGCGAAUUGAAUUGACAUCGCCGCCAUACCUACCACCAUUCAUGGUUACUGAAAUGUUGCACAUGAAUGCUGACGAACAGAGAAAGGCAUUGAGUGAGCGCCCAGCAGCUUACUCCUUGAAGGAUCCUAAGGCUGCGGCUGAAACACCGGCUAAAACCGAAGCCCACUUCCAGCAGCAGAGCUUAAGCCAAGACCCACUCGUGGGACGAAGUCUGCGAUUCUCACUUCAGCACUAG
This is a messenger RNA of Aspergillus chevalieri, 333 nucleotides long. RefSeq lists its product as uncharacterized. The record is from RefSeq and is a predicted model, not a curated record. Bases 1 to 333 code for a protein of 110 amino acids. The transcript has a single exon. Lineage: Eukaryota; Fungi; Ascomycota; Eurotiomycetes; Eurotiales; Aspergillaceae.